This is a messenger RNA of Entelurus aequoreus (snake pipefish), 2079 nucleotides long. RefSeq lists its product as uncharacterized. The record is from RefSeq and is a predicted model, not a curated record. NCBI's taxonomy places the organism in Eukaryota, Metazoa, Chordata, Actinopteri, Syngnathiformes, Syngnathidae. The coding region runs from base 598 to 1875 and encodes 425 amino acids. The transcript has 13 exons. Gene Ontology annotation, molecular function: structural molecule activity.
CAACACAACAUGAGUUGUUCCUGCGUGACAACACAACACAACAUGAGGGCAUUAAGAGCCCGCACUCCGCUCUCAUGUUCACUCCUCUCAUCUUUGGAUGCUUUCAUGUCCAGCAUGAAGGUUUUUAUGUUGAGUAGCACUGAUGUCUGUCAACUUAACUUGUGUUUAUUCAGUCGGCCUGCUUUCAUCUCCAGGAUGAAAAGCUGCCCUGAGAGCGCUAAUAAGAUGCUACGAGUCUGGCUUCGCUAAAGAAAACAGUCUGAAGGUCAAAGACAAGACGCAGCAGGAGCUAACUCGCUCGCUCGCUCGGCCGCACGCUAAGGCCGCCCAAGCCCCGCCCACCUCAGCCAGCAGUGACAUCACCCUCGUAAGCCCCUCCCCUCCAGCUGUUGUUGUGGCUCCUGUCAGAGGCGGACGUCGCUCCUCUUUGCCACCCAGCGAGCCGCACGUGCGUGACAGGUGCGUGUCAAGGCUCCGCCCACUUCCUGCCCACCUGAAUAAAAGCGCACCUUGCAGCCUCAGCAGCACAAAGUCUGCUGCUGCCCCACAAGUCAUCCUCACCUUUGACCUCUCCACUCAAGACAACCUCGCCCCGUCAUGGCCUCCAGCUUGUCACUGCGGGGUUACUCCGUGAGCCGCCAGCCGUCUUUCUCCUGCCGCUCCCUGAUGGACACGGGCCGCUCCCGCUCCCGCGCCUCCGUCUCCUUCUCCGCCGCCGGCCCGUCCGCCCGCUCGGCCUCCGUCGGCCACGACCUCAACAGCCCGACCGGUCUCCACCUCAACGGGCUGCACGGCAGCGACGAGAAGGAGGCCAUGCAGAGCCUGAACAGCCGCCUGGCCAAGUACUUGGACAAGGUGCACACGCUGGAGCGCUCCAACGCCGACUUGGAGUCCAAGAUCCAGCAGCUGAUGAUAGCGCGCGUCCCCAAAGGCCACGACCUGGACUCCAUGAUGGUUCAGGCUCAUGCGGUAGAGCAAGAGGUGAGGAAGAAGACCUUGGACAACGCCCGUCUGAUGUUGGAGAUGGACAACGCCAAGCUGGCGGCCGACGACUUCAGAGUCAAGUGGGAGAUGGAGCUGGUCAUGUGUCAGUCGGUGGAGCGAGACUGUGUGGCGCUGAAGAAAGCCAAGAUGGAGCACGAGCAGAUCAUCGCCUCGCUCAGAGGAGAUCUGGACAGCCUGAAGGAGGAGCUCUACUUCCUCAGGAGGAACCACCAGGAGGAAUUGGAGCAGAUGAAGUUCCGCAUCGCCAAAGACGAGGUCAACGUGGAGGUGGACUCGGCCGAGGGACCGGAGCUGGGAACCAUCCUGUCUGACCUGAGGAUCCAGUACGAGGGGAUUGUGAAGAAAAACAAGGAACAUGCUGAGCACUGGUACCGCAAGAAGCUGGAGGCGGUGCAGAACGACGUCAAGGAGAGCAACGAGGCCCUGAGAGGCGCCCGGGGCGAGCUGGUGGAGAGGCAGCGCUUCCUCCAAAACCUGGAAGUGGAGCUGGAGAGUUUCCACAAGCAGGUCGCCGCCCUGGACGGGAACUUGGACGAGACGGGUCUCAAGUACUCGAGCGAGAUGGAGCGUCUGCAGGUCACCCUCAACCAGCUGGAGGAAGACCUCUCGCAGCUCCGGCUGGACAUGCAGCGCACCAAGACCGACUACGAGCAUCUGCUCCGCAUCAAGCAGAACCUGGAGAUGGAGAUCGCCACCUACAGGCGUCUGCUGGAGGGCGAGGAAAGUCUUAAGGAAGUUCCUCCUCCACCAAAAAAGGAGCCCGAAGUUCGCACCAGGAAGAUCGUGAAGGUGGUGACCCAGACCAUGGUCAACGGCAAGGUGGUGGACGAGUCCAGCGAGGUGGAGCAAAUCGAGGAGACCAAGAAAUAGAAGGUUGUGUAGGAGACAAAAAUAUGAAAUAUAAUUCAGGAUGCUAAUACGCAGUAGUUGUGCAUGCUAACACCGACCUUGGAUUAGACUGAAGUACUUGAAGUAAGUAUUCGACAAAUAAUACAGAGUACCUCAACCAGAUUGGAAUGUCUUUGUGUAGGAUAGUUUACUUUGUUGUUGUGUUUCUUUGAAUAAAUGCUCCUU